Elaeis guineensis (African oil palm) is the source of this 1175-nucleotide messenger RNA. RefSeq lists its product as uncharacterized. Gene Ontology annotation, cellular component: mitochondrial matrix. The record is from RefSeq and is a predicted model, not a curated record. NCBI's taxonomy places the organism in Eukaryota, Viridiplantae, Streptophyta, Magnoliopsida, Arecales, Arecaceae.
UUAAACGCAAAACCCCAACAUAAAGCCCUUCGCUUCCCGCACCGACCUAGACCCCUUUCCAAAGCCCAAAGGCGAGCUCCUGAAUCCUCGUCGAGGACAUGUGGCACCGGGCCUUCGUCGUCGGUGGCGGCGCCGCUCUCCCUUGGCGCUCCCUUGCCCGGCGAUCUCUCUCCUCCGGCUCCUCCGGCGCCGUGGACUCCAUCAUCCUCCGCUCCCUCAAGGAACACUACCUCGAAGUCUCCAAAAUGACCCCUCCUCCGAAAGUGAAUCCGCCAUCGCCGUACACAAUCGUGAAGGCGGCGCUGGACAAGGACGGACCGGUCCUUCGGAGAUCCUACAAGGACGAGGAGAUCACCAUCUCCGUGAUGCGGCUCGCCAACAUCAUGCCCGCCGGAGCCGAGGGCGACGACGGCGAUGACUCCAUCAACCAGCUGUUCCUUCACGUCGACGUGUCUAAGCCCGAGAGGGAGGACUCUCUCCACUUCCUCUGUGGGCUUUACCCGGAUGCGGUCGGUAUCCACUCUGUCUGUCUCCGGCCAAAGGUCGCGGCGUCCUCUGGCUCGGUCUCCUUGUCCAAGUACCAAGGGCGUGUUUUCCAGGAGCUGGAACAGAAGAUGAGGGAUGCAUUCCAUAUCUACAUAGAGGCACGUGGUGUGAAUGAGAGCCUUUUUCCAUUUCUCCAAGCAUGGCUUUAUGUCAAGGAUCACCGAAACCUCAUGCAUUGGUUUAAGAGAGUCGGCACAUUCAUCAAUGAGCACAAACCAGCUUGAGCUUCAAUUUUUCUGUGUUCAGAUCUUUGGGAGUCAGUGGUCGCUUGCUCUCACCAUGCAUUCCCAUAAAGUCAUCUACUGGCUCUAAGUUUCGAACAUUCAAGUCCAAUAGACUCACUAAGUUAUGUCGUCUACGGGAAGAAAAUGAUGUUGGAAAUGCUUACAUGCAGCAUGUUCAACAAAUGAAAAUGUAAAAGAAGUGUUUCUCAUCUUUACAAUUGUUUACCGGCGGGAACUGAUUGAUACUGGGGAAUUUGGAUUAGAUGUAUUUGAGAGAUUGUCAGCAAUUGUAGGUUAUGAACAAAGGUUUGUACCUCUAGUAGGAUGACAGUUUAUUUUCUUUUCUUUUGUUUUUUUUUUUGAAAUUUGUUUUCAUCAUCGUCAAAAAAUAAAGAAAGUUCUUAA